Molecule: messenger RNA, 5424 nt
Organism: Corythoichthys intestinalis (scribbled pipefish)
Lineage: Eukaryota; Metazoa; Chordata; Actinopteri; Syngnathiformes; Syngnathidae
Product: gastrula zinc finger protein XlCGF57.1-like
Exons: 2
Coding region: 993-2783 (596 amino acids)
Biological process (GO): regulation of transcription by RNA polymerase II
Cellular component (GO): chromatin; transcription regulator complex; PcG protein complex
Molecular function (GO): RNA polymerase II cis-regulatory region sequence-specific DNA binding; DNA-binding transcription repressor activity, RNA polymerase II-specific
Source: RefSeq, a predicted model, not a curated record
AGAUGUUUGGGAUGUAACUAAAGCAAAAAAUAGCGGCGUUAAAGUCAAAGUUUUGUUUGAAAUGUAUGCGUUUACAAAAUGCUCAAUUUCUCUGUUUUUUCAUCAGAAAUUGGAAAAUUGCUCAUACUAAACUAUUUUCAAAUGCUGAUUUCUAAAGAAUGGAAAAACUAACUUUUUUUCCUGCUGAAGGAAGAAAGUCUAAUCUUUCUUUUGGUGGGUUCCAUGUUUAUAUAGCAGUAGAACAUAAUUUUUUGUGGGCCUUGCAAAAUCAGUCAAAAUCCAGUAAAAUGGCCGGGAGCGAAGGGGGUUGCACCGGUGAAAAUGGCUGGGAGUGAAUCAAGUUAAGAGUCAUCCCGCAAAUUAUGUUAGUAACUCCAUUUAUGUCCAGCUCGGAUCUUUUACAUGCAUUUAAAAGUGAGAUAAUUUGCUGGAUAACACAAAAUAUAAGCAUUCAUUAAUACUCAUGACAGUGUCAUGUCAUAAUUAUCAUUGUCUAAUGACAGUCUUAUGUCGCCACUGUCAAAUAUAGUGUUACCGGUUAAUAUUUUUUUGGUGUAAAUAUCCCAUAACACAGUGAGGACAGCUACGGCUUAUAGUCCAGGGAGGCUUAUCUAUGAACAAAUGCCGUUUUCGUGUCAAAUUUGGUUAGUGGCAGCUUAUAGUCAGGUGCGCCUCAUAGUCCGAAAAUUCGGGUAUAUAUCGUGCUGUUUUCCUCAGCGUGGUCCAUUCUUUUUAACAGCUCUGCACUUCUCUUAGCGUAACACAGUCGUCACAGUCAAACCCAUCUGACUGUUCAGAAACAUGUUAUUCAUAACGGAUAUCAAACUACCUGCCUUAUGUGGUUUCAAUCCGUCUCGCAAAAAUCUGAUUUCUGUGUUUUUUGACAAAAAAUUACAUUUUUGCUGCCAGUUUAACAAGGCCUUAAUGUCUGUAAAAAUAUACAACAUUAAAAUCACGGCGGGAAACUGAGCAAACAUCGACUUGAGCAAAUCAUGUCAUUUUUUUUUUCCAUCCAGUGUCUCGCAGACGUCACUGGAGAAGACCUUUACCCUGAGAAGCACGAUUCCCUCCACGUUAAACAGGAGGAGGAGUCAAAGAUGCCGUACAUCAAACAGGAGGCGGAGCCAGAGACUUCCUGCAUUAAAGAAGAAAAACAGGAAGAUGAAAACCCAAAGUUUACAAUGACUGUGAACAGUGGAGAAGAUGAAAGUCGAAGCGAAGUGAGCGGAACAUCGACUCUUUCAAGCGACUGUUCAUGUCAUCACGUGAAACCAAAAGCAGACAUCACCGAAGGAGAACUUCACCUGGAGAAGCACAAUCCCCCCCAUGUUAUACGGGAGUCAGAGAUGCCGUAUAUCAAACAGGAGGCGGAGCCAGAGACCUAUAGCGUUAAAGAAGAAAAACAGGAAGAUGAAAUCUCCAACUUUCCAAUAACUGUUUUUGUGAAGAGUGAGGAAGAAGGUCGAAGCGAAGAAAGCGGAGCAGCGAAACCAUCAAGCGACAGCUCAUUUCAACACCUGACAACAAAACGAGAGGGACGAUCGCAACCUGAUGCCUCGUUAACUCAGCUCCCAAACAGUGACGACGAAACGUCACACUCUUCUGACUUUAACACAGAUGAGGAGGAUAAUGGCUCUGAGCAAAAUAUUUCAAAAUCCUUAAACAAGACAUCAUUGAAAAGAGACACAAAAGCAAUUGGGAAACCCUUUACCUGCUCACUUUGUGAUAAAACAUACUCUUGGAAACAUCACUUAAAAAGACACAUGCAUACACACACUGGGGAGAGGCCAUUCGCCUGCUCAUUUUGCGAUAAAAGAUUUUCUCAGCUAAAGUGUCACAGGUGCACACACACUGGAGAAAAGCCUUUUGUCUGCAUAUGUUGUGGUGAAAGAUUCAUAGAGAAGAGAGAAUUAACCCAACACAUAAGAACACACACUGGAGAGAAGCCUUUUGACUGUUCACUUUGCGAUAAACGAUUUUUUACAAAGAAAGAUUUAACAAGACACACACGUACACACACUGGAGAAAAGCCUUUUGUCUGCACAACUUGUGGUAAACGAUUCCCUGAGAAGGGAAGUUUAAACAAGCACACGAAGACGCACAUUGGAGAAAAGCCUUUUGUCUGCACGAUUUGUGGUAAAAGAUUCAUUUUUGAGUGUGAUUUAACAAGGCACAAAAGAACACACACUGGAGAGAAGCCUUUUGUCUGCAGUUUAUGUGGAAAAAGAUUUAUUGACGGAAGAAAUUUCAACCAACAUACAAGAACACACACUGGGGAAAAGCCGUUCGCCUGCUCAUUUUGCGAUAAAAGAUUUUGUGAGAAGCGUCAGUUAACGAGACACGAACGUACACACACUGGAGAAAAACCUUUUUGCUGCACAGUUUGUGGCAAACACUUUGGAGAGAAAGUCGAGUUAAUCAGGCACACAAGAACACACACUGGAGAGAAGCCUUUCGCCUGCGCACUUUGCGAUGAAAGAUUUUCUUGGAAGCAUCAGUUAACGAGACACUCAAUCAUGCACAGUGGAGAGAAGCCUUUUCCCUGCUCAGUUUGUGGUGAAACAUUCACCCGGAAGGGAGAAUUAAAAGGUCACGCAAGAACACACACUGGGGAGAAAUACUUCACUUGUGUUGUUUGUGGUAAAACCUUCUCCUCAAAGGGCAACCUAGCAAGACACACAAAAACGCACACUGCGGAGACACUUUUCGCCUGCGAGGUUUGUGGUAAAAGAUUCACUCAGAAGGGACAUUUAGAAUCACACACAAGAAGCCACACUGGGUAAAACCUUUCAAAUGUAGGUGUGUAACAAAAUAUUUAGAUUUGUACCACACAUUGACAGUGGGAAAAAAAUCCAAACUUUAUUUGAAUGGUUUCAGGGAUGAUGUCUUUAUUGUUUUGUGCAUCGUCAUAUUAUGAAAUGUGCUCAAUCAACUGUACAUUUUGAUUAUUACAUUGUUUUUCCUUUUUCAAUCCAUCCGUCCAUUAUCUUCCGCUUAGUCCAGGGUCGGGUCGCGUGGGCAGCAGCUUCAGCAGGGAAGCCCAGACUUCCCUCUCCCCAGCCACUUCAGCCAGCUCCUCCGGCGGGAUUCCAAGGCGUUCCCAGGCCAGCCGAGCGACAUAGUCUCUCCAGCGUGUCCUGGGUCGACCCCGGGGCCUCCUGCCGGUGGGACAUGCCCGGAACACCUCUCCUUUUUCAAUUGUGAACUAAUUUUGAAAGCUCUUCUCUGUUCUUUAAAAAUGGGUGGUAUAUACCAGGACGCGUUGUAUUGCAUUAGCUCUCUUAUUUCAACACAAUUGGAUGACUACAGUAGUACCUCUACAUACGAACGUCUCUACCAACAACAUUUUUAGGCUACAACACACAUCAACAAUUUUGCCUCUUGUUAUGAAAGAAAUUUCAGGAAGAUUAGUAGAACUACAGGUAGUCACCGGGGUACAAACGAGUUCCGACCCUACGCUGGGGACGUAGCCAGAAUUUCUGCGUAACUCUGAAUUAACCCUUUAAGUAUCCCUAAAUUUCAAACAAACUAUCCAACUGGUUUGUUUGAAAGUACCGUACCCUCGCUACUUCGCGCUUCAAACUUCGCACUCUCAGUCCAUCGCAGAUUUUGUUUCAAAAAAAAAAAAAAAAAAAAAAAAACAGAUGAGCUGUCCCGAGCAGAGGUUGCGCUAGACUUUUUCGUUGUCUGUCAUUUUGACUGACAGGGUGAUAAAAAUCCGGUCAUAAUCUAUUUUUACCCGUCACUUAAAUUUUUAAAAUGAUAAUAAUGACAUAUUCAAUAGUAUUUAGUUUUCAUUCAUUUUUAAUUAAUAUUCUGUCCGAACAAGCUUAACAGAGAAUCCACACCGUGCCAUCACACAUCAAGCAGAUGAAUAUGUAACUUGUUCUCCGCAGUGACAAAAACAGCUGACUGUGGCCCCAGUAGGUAGGCUACAUAUGGAACAAUGAAAUAAAUGAAAUUAACAGUUCACCUGUUGUGGCCUGAAAGCAGUCUCACACCUUCCUCCUCGCUGCCGCUUGCUCGCUCAGUAGUUGCCGAGGGCUGAUUGCUUGUUUGUCCUUUAUCCUCCACUGCAUCAGUCCCUCUUUUUUCACCUCUUUUAUCAACACCAUCUUCGUUUUGGGGCUUUUUGAAGAAACUUCGGACACUCAGUUGCUUUGACAUUUUUCCGAGUAAGGCCAACGACGUCAUGCAUCAAGAGAGACAAUAGCUAAUUAAUAUGCUCACUCGCCACCCUGUGGUCUGGGGUGUGAAUUGCAAUCUGUCAAAAUGACAGAUGGACUUCAGUGUUUUUCCUUCACCGUUUCAAAAAACCGGUCAACGACAGAAAAUAUUCGGUUAACGCGACCCCUGGUCCCGAACCAAUCGCGUAGUCUCACUCUCCCUGCUCUUUGUUGUUCAGGCAAUGCAGUGGAGUUGCUUAUGAAAGUUAACAAUGAUUGAUAGACGUCUUCUGUUUGAUCUUGCCACAGAUCCCUGGAAGCCUCAGCGUCAAAGCGCCGUAUGCGUCAAUCAUCGUUUAACAUGUUAAACAGUUGCUGUGGCAACUUAUUGUGUGUAAGUGAGGAGAUGGAGAGGAGUUGAGUGGACACACUCAAUGAAGCGUUUUAUAAAGACAAGCAUUUUUAUACUUUUUUUCUUGUUUAAAAAUAAUUCUCUGUGACAGUAGUAUGUUUAAAACUUAUAAUUGUUAAAUUUGAUCCCAAAACGCAAUGUGUCAUCAAUAAAAUUAAACUUACAAUAUAUAUAUGUGUAUAUCCAUUUUGACACUGUUCGUGUUCAAUCCUCGGCUCAAGCUCAGUUGUUGUUGAAGUUUACGGAUAAAGAAAUUCUAAAUAUCCAUCUUGCCUCCUUAGGUGUAGUUUGGCUAAGCAAAGCCAAGGACCACCUCAAAGGUGGUAGUCACACGAUCUGUUCAAAGAAUUAUUUUGACCUAGAAUACUUUGUGGGAUUCUUGUUCAUUUCAAUUAUUUUUUUAUUGCCUUGUGACUUUUAUAGAAAACAUUUCAACGGCUAGGUCUUCAGGAUUUUUAACAUUAGGUUUCAUCUUCGCGUUAGCGGGGGUUGAUUAGUCUGUGGAGUUAAUUUCAACAAAUACCAUGUAGUUUGUCAGUUAUUUGUUCGUUUCAGGGCUUCAGAGUGGCUAAACUACCAAAAGUCAGUGCUGUCUGCUUAAGCCUAAUGUCAAAAAUUCGUAACUUCCCCUUUAAAUUAAUUUAUAGGGCAUUAUUUGGGUAUCUUCAUUUCGAAGGAGUCCAAGCUGAGACUUUCUUCUAAUUUUGUCCCAAUCAUUUAAAAAAAAAACAAAUUAAACCAAUGGCUUCAAAGAAAAUGAUCAUUAAGAGGAUGUGUCCUACUCUCUAAGGCAGAAGGGUUGUCCGGGACGAUUUAUGCUUCUUAUUCUCUCCAUGUAGAUUGUAA